AACACUUACACUCUGCUUGCAGAGACAGCACACUCUUAGCACGAGUUUAUACCAAGAGGAUUGAGUCAGAUCAAGUUUGUAUUAAAAUUAGCUGAGGCUCGGUCAUGCAGCCAGUCGCUCUUUACAGGACUAUUAUAAAUAAGGGACAGCUUUAACACCAAUGCCACCCAAGCACAACUGCGCACACUGAUUAAGGACUAUUGGGCUCGGGAUCAUUAGUGUGUCCGUGACUGCACUUUCACGACGACUGCAUGAUGAACCUGGAGAAUCCUGGUGGUUUCCACAAGAGCGGAAAGCAUCUGGACAUGGAUCAGAAGGUCGGCAAGCUCACUUUCGGCUUUCAGAGAAGCUCUACCUCAGACGAUGAUUCAGGAUGUGCUUUGGAGGAGUACGCCUGGGUUCCACCUGGACUACGACCAGAACAGGUCCAGCUGUACUUCUCAUGUUUGCCAGAGGAUAAGGUUCCCUAUGUUAACAGCCCAGGAGAGAAAUACCGCAUCAAGCAGCUCUUGUAUCAGCUGCCUCCCCAUGACAAUGAGGUGCGAUAUUGCCAGUCCCUUGGCGACGAAGAAAAGAAGGAGUUACACAUGUUCAGCAUGCAGAGAAAAAAAGAGGCACUAGGACGGGGAACUCUAAAGUUACUGCCUAGGGCUAUGCUUCAUGCAAUCUGUGAACAAUGUGGGGAGAACAUUGGUGGAGGAGAGAUGGCAGUGUUGGCUUCAAGAGCAGGGCCUGGACUGUGUUGGCACCCAGCAUGUUUCUCAUGCUCAACUUGUAAUGAGCUUCUAGUGGAUCUCAUUUAUUUCUAUCAUGAGGGGAAGAUUCACUGCGGGAGACAUCAUGCUGAAUUGCUAAAGCCUCGCUGUUCGGCCUGUGAUGAGAUUAUCUUUGAUGAUGAGUGCACUGAGGCAGAGGGCCGUCACUGGCACAUGAAGCACUUUUCCUGCUUUGAAUGUGAAACCAUUUUGGGUGGUCAGCGGUACAUCAUGAAAGAUGGUCGGCCCUACUGUUGCGGGUGCUUUGAGUCCCUGUAUGCUGAAUACUGUGAGGCCUGUGGAGAACACAUCGGGGUUGACCAUGCUCAGAUGACAUAUGAUGGUCUCCAUUGGCAUGCCACAGAUGAGUGCUUCAGCUGUGCCCAGUGCAAAACCUCCUUGCUCGGUUGUCCAUUCCUGCCGAGACAAGGCCGCAUCUAUUGUUCCAAAGCUUGUAGUCUGGGGGAGGAUGUGCAUGCGUCAGAUUCAUCAGAUUCUGCCUUUCAGUCAGGCAGGUCUCGUGAAUCCCGUCGCAGUGUCCGAACAGGAAAGAGCAGUCGUUCUGCAGACCAGUGUCGUCAGUCUCUGCUCUUUUCACCUGCUGGAAACUACAAGUUCCCUGGCUUCUCAGGGAAUGCAGAGGACACCUUGUCAAACAAGCUGUCCCAUUUGAACUUAACUGAUGAGAAUUUCUGGAGGAACAGAGACGAACAGGAAGUACCUGAGGACCAUGAAGAAUGGGCUGAGCAUGAAGAUUAUAUGACCCAACUACUUCUGAAGUUUGGAGAGCAUGGAAUCUUCCAGCAGCAGGAGGACAACAGACCAGAUGAUCCUUGGAUGACCGACUCGGAGAUCAAAAAUAAGGUGGAGUCGAAGGUUUCAGGCAGUGGUAGAAAUAGCAGUCUGGCCAGUAAAAAGUACAAGACAGACAUGUACUGGACACAUUCCCAAGAUGGCCUGGGAGACUCUGCAUAUGGUAGUCAUCCUGGACCUGCAAGUAGCAGGAAAAUUCAGGAGCUUGAUCUAGAACAUGGUGCCAACUUUAAGCAUGAGGAAAAGCAGUGGUAUAAUGACUCACUGGAAUGCAUCACGGAUGGACUUAAACAGCAGGAGCAGAGUGUCCGAGACUCCAUGGACUCCCUAGCACUAUCGAAUAUCACAGGUGCAUCAGUAGAUGGGGACUUUAAAGAGAAGCAUGUACCAUUUUCUUUAGAAAAUUUCACCAAGCUGGAGGCUCAGGAUUGCGAUAAAACAAGCAACAUGGGAACUCUCAACUCUUCGAUGCUGCACAGGAGCGCCAACUCCCUUAAGAGCCUUACAUCGGAACUGGAGCGGGUAGAAGUAGUAGAGGAGGAAGAACCAGAAGAGUUGCUUCCUCUCCCAGAGGAACGACCCAUUCCUCCUGUUCUCCGAAGGUCCAGAUCUCAGUCGAGGCCUCAUCAAGUCAAGUUCUCUGAUGAUGUUGUGGAUAAUGGACACUACGAAGAUGUAGAGGUGCGACAGCCUCCAAUGAGCGAACGGACCCGAAGAAGGGUGUACCAUUUUGAUGAACAGGACGAGCGACACCGCCGGCAUCAUCGCAACCACAGACGAAGGAGCCGAAAGUCGCGGUCAGACAAUGCACUGCACAUUGUUCCCAAAGAGCAAGCGCGUAUGUGCUUCAGGGAGGACUAUCUCCAACAACGUGGUCCUAUACCUACAUCUCAGUAUGUGCAGCACUCCCAUGCUCACGCGAACUCUGAUUACGGUUUGCAGAACCAGGCGGAGAGAUUCUAUCGUCUUUAUGAGGACGAUGAUGACUGGUGCUCUACAUGCUCAUCUUCUUCCUCUGAAUCGGAGGAGGAAGGGUUCUUCUUGGGUCAACCGAUUCCACAACCCAGGCAGCCUAGGUAUCAAUAUUAUACUGAUAAACUUCCUAAUCAAGUUUCCCCACCUUAUGGCACAAGGACAAAACCCAAAAAGAAGCGAGGACAUAAGGGGAAAAACUGUAUAAUUUCAUAGACUUUAUAGAAUCAAAACUAAUCACCAACAUGUUGCAAUACAAUGGUUCCCUUCUAAAUUGUAUCUGCAUUCAUUCAAAGUAAAACAUUGAACAUCACUCAAAACAUAUCUUCGGGAUUUUUGAUGAACAAGAACUGACACCUUCUUAAAAAGAACUUGUCUUGAAAUUCAGUAAUAUUCCAUAUGUAUUAUACAGGAAAAAAAACUGCUAUGUUUAUUACAUAACUAGUCACUUGGUCAUUGAUACAAUGAAAGAUUAUAUUUAUAAAGUACCAUAUAUAAAUGAGUGAAUAUUUAACAUUUGCAAAUAUAAGUGUGUGUAUAUAUUGUAAAGACUGUUCUGAUUUAAAGCAGAUAUUUUUAUAUCCCUUAAUUUUUAACAAAGAAAAAAUUACUUUGUUAGUUGACUAAUAGCAGUAGUUGACAAAUGAUUUGCAGCAGUUUCACUUUUGUUAUUAGGUUGGUUUUCUUUUUUGGACACCAAAUGCAAUACAGUUAGACCCUCAUUAUGUCAGGGUCACAUAUACAUAUGCCCUUUUUUAUUUAAACAAACUAAUGAAAUGAAAAAUACAUUCUACAAUCUGUAUAAUGUGGUGCAUCGUUAGUUUGAACGUUUUUUAUGGGACAUUGUAAACAGAUCAGUAAAACAUGAGCUUGGCAUUAAAAGCAUAUGCAAGUUCCUUUUAA
This is a messenger RNA of Clarias gariepinus (North African catfish), 3443 nucleotides long. RefSeq names its product prickle homolog 1a (gene prickle1a). The transcript has 8 exons. Gene Ontology annotation, molecular function: zinc ion binding. NCBI's taxonomy places the organism in Eukaryota, Metazoa, Chordata, Actinopteri, Siluriformes, Clariidae. Bases 252 to 2756 code for a protein of 834 amino acids. The record is from RefSeq and is a predicted model, not a curated record.